AAUUAAAUAGCCAUAAUAAUAGGAUCAAUUUUGGAGGCACACACAAUGAUCAGUGCAUAGUAACGUGGAGUGCAUCAAGCGUUAAAAAUCGCCCGAGUAAGUACCGUUAAAGCUGUAAAUACCUACUGUUAUCGAUCGGUUUAAUCUUCUACAUAGAUUUAAAUUUUACCCAGAUCUACCACGGGCCUCGUUAGCAACGAAAACACCGACAUUAAUACUAAUUCCAGAGGAAAGUUAAUCGUACACAGAUAAAAUCCGUUAGGCGAUGCCGGCUACAGUAAGCCAACAGCCAAACGUUAGUAAAAAUUCGUCGGAUUUAUAUCCGCACUUAGUGGAGUUUAAUCCAAGCCCAAAAACUUUAACGUGGGAAAGAUUGGAAAACAGAAGAUUGGAAAGAUUGGGUCUUGGCGCUAAAAGAUAUUCCAGACAUUUUCAGAGAUUCCAACGAGAACCAACAACAAUGUCGAAUCCGGAAUUUUCGAAAAGUCUGCUACAAUCGAAAGAAGGCGGUAAAACUCAACAGUAUGUCAUAAUAGGAGGUGAAAAGGUGCUUGUCAAUUCAUUAGCUCCGUUUUUUACGGAAGAAAAACCAACUUGUGGUUUCUUCUUCAGUCGUGGAACGGACAAUAAGAAAAAGAAGUUUGGAAUUCCUGCUAGUGAUCUUGUAAAGUGGAGAUCAGCACAGUAAGUGAUAAUGAUAAAUAUUAUAACUUUUUUCGGAACAGACAUUCGGAGCAUCUUUUAUUCGGAUUUGUUCAGGAGCAUUGUGAACUAUUUCGAUUUUUCAGAUAGCUGAAAUCAUUUAUUUGCAUUGAUGAAGAUUCAACCGCUGAGAUACCGCGGUGGAGUGGUUUGAAACAAGGAUUUAAGCUUUGACAGUUCUGUUGAUCGUGUAUUUUUAUCCAUACUUUGUGCAGUUCAUAAACUUUUGCAAAUAAUUAUAUAUAUAUAUUGCUUUUGAACUCUGUCUAUGUUUGCCGGAAUCUGGGUGCGCUUCAUAUACAAUUUACCGCAUCAGUAUUAUAAAAUGCGUGUUGCUCAUAUAUAACUUUUGUUUCUUUUCUUGAUUUUUUUCUGUUAAUCUUUUAUAAAUGUUUAUAAUUGUUUUUAUUAUGUCAAUCGUUUUUGUUUAAAGAUUUUAUUUAACUUAAUUUAUAGUUUAUUUCAUUGAUUUUCUUUAAUGUAUCUGUUUGCACAGGUUGUCUAAUGUAAAUAAACAGACAGUCCCAUAUGCAUGCAAUAAAUCUUUUAUUAUAAAAUUAUAAAA
Mytilus trossulus (common blue mussel) is the source of this 1267-nucleotide messenger RNA. RefSeq lists its product as uncharacterized. Lineage: Eukaryota; Metazoa; Mollusca; Bivalvia; Mytilida; Mytilidae. The transcript has a single exon. The coding region runs from base 266 to 688 and encodes 140 amino acids. The record is from RefSeq and is a predicted model, not a curated record.